Molecule: messenger RNA, 1591 nt
Organism: Ruditapes philippinarum (Manila clam)
Lineage: Eukaryota; Metazoa; Mollusca; Bivalvia; Venerida; Veneridae
Exons: 2
Coding region: 57-839 (260 amino acids)
Molecular function (GO): protein binding
Source: RefSeq, a predicted model, not a curated record
CUACACUUUUCAAUUUGUAGGCGGUGUUAGUCACCAGUUGUGUUUAUAUAACCAACAUGAUGCAGCUACUCACAUAUACAAGUGAGCUCUCACUGACGUUAAUGACAGUAACGGUUAAGAAACUGAAAAUAAAAAUGAACUGUAUAAGCGGUGUUAUUGUUGCGUUAUGCUUUGUCUUACAAUGUUCAACAGGAGUACCGAUUGACAAAGGCAAAUAUAUUACCAAGGAGGGUGUCGCAGAUAAGAUAAUUGAGCUAAGUCAAGAGAUUGAAGCACUUCGAAAGCGGGUGGUAAAUCUGGAAGUAAACAUGGCAGCAGAAAUUAAAGUUGACUUGACAGUGCCAGAUGCAAAUAUACAAAGUAAUCAUUACAGACGAAAAAGAGCAAGUAGAAGAAGACGCCGACCCGAAGUUGCAUUCCAAGCCACUCUGACAAAACCGUCGGCAACAUUUAAAAUAUUAGACGCUAUCAAUUUCAAUAACGUUGUCACAAACAUAGGUAAUGCAUACAACGAACAAACUGGUAUUUUCACUGCUCCUACAUCUGGAACUUACAUGUUUAAUACAAAUAUUGUAGCAGGAGUAGGACAUUAUGUUGAAGCGAGUAUCAAAGUGAAUGACAGAGUGAUUGUCUCUGCAAUAAGUGAUCACAGAGUGUCGGAUGAUAAAAAUAGUUUGGCAGUUUGGGACCAAGGAAAUGCUUCAUCUAUUAUAAGACUUAAGAAAGGCGACAAAGUUGUUGUUUCCAUUCAAUGGCCACAGAAAAACAUUGUUAUUCAUGGUAUGGGAAAAUCAAGUUUUUCUGGAUAUCUAUUAAGGGCAUAUAACUUAAUGGUGUGAUUUUCAAAAUUGCAAAAAAAAAGAUUUUAGUAAGUGUGGAUAUCGUGGCUUGCAAGGAAAAAUUAUCAAAUAAUGAUGCCUUUGUGAAAUAAUGUCUUUUUCAGACACUUAUAGUCACGAACGUUUACUCUAAUCUGAAGGCAACAUGCUAUAUACAAAAACAUCAACAAUAAGAAAAAAAGUACAAGUAAUAGAAAAACAUAGUACAAAAAGUUUUAUAUCAUUUUUUUUAUUCUUUUUAUUUAUUUUUUACCCCUUACAAAAGUGUUGUGACAUUUCCAGAAGUGCUCUUUAAUUGCAAUAGUCAUAAAUUUUAUAUAUCUUUAUUAUAUUUUGUACUACUUAUUCAUACACUGAAUUAUAAAUUGCUUACUGCUUACUGCAUUAGAAAAGUAGCUUUGUUCUUUAUUUAACAGAAUAUAUAUAAUCUAUAUCCAAGCUUAUAUAUUUUUGUUGUGUUUAUUGUCUCAUUGCACAAUAUUCAUUUCAUAAAGUUUCUGAUUCACUUUCUUUUAUCAUUCAGUAAUAAUGUAAGUAGUAGGGAAUGUUAAAAUUAAAACUUUUCAUUUGUUGCAAACUUUUUUGCGUGAAGUCAACACAUUAACUUACAAAUUUAUUGUAAAUUGUGUAACGAAUAGUAAUACGCAGCUUCUUUGUAUUUUUCCUCCCCAGAAAGUAUAUACAAAAUAUGGAUUGUUUAAUCCGUUUCAAACUUCCUAUUUUCCCCUCCGUGACACAAUUUACCCUCUCCA